UUGGCAAUCCCCUGUGCACGAGUCCCUCCCACGAAUGGUGGGAGCUGCAGUGCUGCACCCCACCCGCGGCAGCACCACCGGCGACGCCGGCACGCCUAAAUGCAUCCUCCCCUCGCCUCCGCGGCCCUCCGCCUCCUCUCCUUCACCUCCCGUACCCGCCUCCUCUCGCACUGCCCAUUUUUCCUAUCCCGCCGUGACGACGACGGCGGCCGCGAGGGCCCCUCGUCGCCGCUGCCCCCGCUCUCGCCUUCUGGCUCGACUUUCUGGCCCCGCUCGCUCCUCUUGUCUGCGUCAGAUGCCGCGGGCCUCUUCAGCCUCCGUGGCGGGUGGCGGAGACGGGCUCUUCCUCCCGCGGCGUCACGGCCCCCCGGCGCCGUCACUGACGCAGCUCCCGUCCGGCUCACCGUCUCCCGCAAAUAUUCUCUGCGUGUGGCCAAGGGGAAGAAGAAGGCGCAUUUUGACGAUGAACACAGCCAUCGAGCGGUUAACAUGGCACUAUGGUGCAACUUUCUCGUCUUCUCUCUAAAGUUUGGAGUGUGGAUUUCAACUUCAAGUCAUGUUAUGCUAGCUGAGCUAGUGCAUUCCAUUGCAGACUUUGCUAACCAGGCUCUUCUUGCUUAUGGUUUGAGCAGCUCAAGACGUGCUCCAGAUGCUCUACACCCCUAUGGUUAUUCGAAGGAAAGAUUUGUAUGGUCUCUCAUAUCUGCAGUUGGAAUAUUUUGCUUGGGUUCAGGUGCUACCAUAGUGCAUGGAGUUCAAAAUUUAUGGAAUUGUCAACCUCCAGAGAAUAUUCACUGGGCUGCAUUAGUGAUUGGUGGGUCCUUCCUAAUUGAAGGUGCUUCACUGCUUGUUGCUAUAAACGCUGUUAGGAAAGGUGCAGAAGCAGAGGGAAUGGGUAUUUGGGACUAUAUCUGGCGUGGUCAUGAUCCAACUUCUGUUGCUGUUAUGACUGAAGAUGGUGCGGCUGUUACAGGCCUUGCUAUUGCUGCAACAUCUUUGGUAGCUGUUCAAAUGACAGGAAAUGCUAUGUAUGAUCCAAUUGGUUCAAUCAUUGUUGGCAAUUUACUAGGGCUGGUUGCUAUUUUUCUGAUUCAGAGGAAUAGGCAUGCUUUAAUUGGCCGGGCCAUUGAUGAUCAUGACAUGCAGCGAGUCCUUGAAUUUCUUAAGUCUGAUCAGGUCGUAGAUGCUCUUUAUGAUUGCAAAAGCGAGGUGAUUGGGCCAGGAUUUUUUAGAUUCAAGGCUGAAAUUGAUUUCAAUGGAGUUGUUCUGGUACAAAAUUAUUUGGAAAGGACUGGACGUGGGACUUGGGCAAAACAGUUCAGGGAAGCUGCAAUGUCCAAGGAUGAUACGGAAUUACUAAGGGUCAUGGCUAACUACGGUGAGGAUGUAGUUGAAGCUCUGGGAUAUGAAGUGGAUCGGCUGGAGUCUGAGAUCAAAAAGCUUGUGCCUGGGAUUAAACAUGUUGACAUCGAGGCACACAAUCCAGAAGGACUUACUCUUAGAGCAGAAGUUUUGUAGAUUACCUAUGUACAUUGCAUUUGAUUUAAACAACUUACACAUAGAACAUCUGUAUACUACUAAACAGAAACCACACAACUAGAGAGCAUGCAUGAACAACAUAAGAGAGCGGCUACACAAGUUGCAUAAAAUCCACACGACUUUACAUAUACAUAUACAUCACACAAUCAGUAAAUAUAGAGAUGACUGGAUUGCUCGACUUGUUGGAUAGACAUCUCAUGUAAAAUAGCUAUAUGCCUAUAUCAAGAAUGAACAAGAUGCUGUCUUGUUACACACAGAAAACAUUUUGAAGUACUAUGCUUACAUGAA
Zea mays is the source of this 1827-nucleotide messenger RNA. Its product is annotated as metal tolerance protein C4. The transcript is spliced from 13 exons. Gene Ontology annotation, cellular component: endoplasmic reticulum; membrane. Lineage: Eukaryota; Viridiplantae; Streptophyta; Magnoliopsida; Poales; Poaceae. Gene Ontology annotation, biological process: zinc ion transport; intracellular zinc ion homeostasis; transmembrane transport. The record is from RefSeq and is a predicted model, not a curated record. Bases 100 to 1518 code for a protein of 472 amino acids. Gene Ontology annotation, molecular function: monoatomic cation transmembrane transporter activity.